CCCCAGGUCCCCCUGAACACCAACCGCUCCCGGCCCCACCAUGUGCGAGGAGGAGACCACCGCCCUGGUCUGCGACAACGGCUCCGGCCUCUGCAAAGCCGGCUUUGCCGGCGACGAUGCCCCCCGCGCCGUCUUCCCCUCCAUCGUGGGGCGGCCCCGGCACCAGGGUGUCAUGGUAGGCAUGGGGCAGAAAGACAGCUACGUGGGCGACGAGGCGCAGAGCAAGAGGGGUAUCCUCACACUCAAGUACCCCAUUGAGCACGGCAUCAUCACCAACUGGGAUGACAUGGAGAAGAUCUGGCACCACUCCUUCUACAACGAGCUGCGCGUGGCGCCCGAGGAGCACCCGACCCUGCUCACCGAGGCACCCCUCAACCCCAAGGCCAACCGGGAGAAGAUGACCCAGAUCAUGUUUGAAACCUUUAACGUCCCUGCCAUGUACGUCGCCAUCCAAGCCGUCCUCUCCCUCUACGCCUCCGGCCGCACGACCGGCAUCGUCCUCGACUCCGGGGACGGCGUCACUCACAACGUGCCCAUCUACGAGGGCUACGCGCUGCCCCACGCCAUCAUGCGUCUUGACUUGGCCGGCCGCGACCUCACCGACUACCUCAUGAAGAUCCUCACUGAGAGGGGCUACUCCUUCGUCACCACCGCCGAGCGGGAAAUCGUGCGUGACAUCAAGGAGAAGCUCUGCUACGUGGCCCUCGACUUCGAGAACGAGAUGGCCACGGCUGCUUCCUCCUCCUCGCUGGAGAAGAGCUACGAGCUCCCCGACGGUCAGGUCAUCACCAUCGGCAACGAGCGUUUCCGCUGCCCUGAGACCCUCUUCCAACCCUCCUUCAUCGGCAUGGAGUCAGCCGGCAUCCACGAGACAACCUACAACUCCAUCAUGAAGUGUGACAUCGACAUCCGCAAGGACCUCUACGCCAACAACGUCUUGUCCGGCGGCACCACCAUGUACCCCGGCAUCGCCGACCGCAUGCAGAAGGAAAUCACGGCGCUGGCUCCCAGCACCAUGAAGAUCAAAACCCUUGGGGCCAGAAUCUGCUUCCCACCCAGAGCAAAACAGGUUUGUCAUCAUUUCUCUGGGCUGGCGUCACUGCUGCGACGCUGGGGACGCUUCGGGGCACAAGUGUGUCCCCCCAGUGUCUUGGAGGGGGCUCGGGGCAUUUUUCUCCAAGCCACCACGUGCUGCUUGGGAAAAACCCUUUUGGCUGAGGAGGAGGAGGAGGAGGAGGAGGAAAAUGACGGCGUAGGAAGGACGGGUGAGGCUGUUUCUUCCCUGCUUUGCAAAGGAGAGCGGAGGCGGCGUGUUGUCCCCACCCUGCCCAAGCUGCCGUUCCGCCGGCGCACGGCACAAACCGGCGCCCAAGCGCUCGCUCCCCAGACUUGA
Molecule: messenger RNA, 1393 nt
Organism: Athene cunicularia (burrowing owl)
Lineage: Eukaryota; Metazoa; Chordata; Aves; Strigiformes; Strigidae
Product: actin, gamma-enteric smooth muscle-like
Exons: 8
Coding region: 41-1393 (450 amino acids)
Source: RefSeq, a predicted model, not a curated record